AUGGCCACACACAAGGGUAAAGGCUCUGGCCGCCCGGUUUACACUAUAAACACAUCUCCGGAGAAGGAGGCGGCGAAGAAGAAAGGGGAAUCUUUCCAAUCGAAUAUUCUCGUGGGGAAAUUUAUAGAGGACAAGGUGAAGGAGUGGCCGGCAAUGUGGGGAGAAGGGGAAGGAGACGGAGGGGGAGGUGCCGAUGACAAGGGAAUGAUAGAUGCCUCUUCCUUCCUCCUUGCCUUUUUGCUCGUUUUCGCUUUAGUUUUAUAUGAUUUUUCUUAG
Prunus armeniaca (apricot) is the source of this 276-nucleotide messenger RNA. The record is from the annotation of a GenBank genome assembly. NCBI's taxonomy places the organism in Eukaryota, Viridiplantae, Streptophyta, Magnoliopsida, Rosales, Rosaceae.